This is a messenger RNA of Patella vulgata (common limpet), 6652 nucleotides long. RefSeq names its product ethanolaminephosphotransferase 1. NCBI's taxonomy places the organism in Eukaryota, Metazoa, Mollusca, Gastropoda, Patellidae. Bases 73 to 1242 code for a protein of 389 amino acids. The record is from RefSeq and is a predicted model, not a curated record. Gene Ontology annotation, cellular component: endoplasmic reticulum membrane; Golgi apparatus. Gene Ontology annotation, molecular function: ethanolaminephosphotransferase activity. The transcript is spliced from 9 exons. Gene Ontology annotation, biological process: phosphatidylethanolamine biosynthetic process.
GGCUCAAUGAUUGACAGGAGAGAAUCUAGCAAAUGAAAAUAUUUGUUUUACUUUAGUUUGGGUGUAAGCAGAAUGGCAGCCCUGGUGUACUUGCCGCAAAAUGUUCUUGUCGGCUUUGAUCAUUAUAAAUAUAGUUCAGUAGAUACCAGCCCAGUCAGUAAUUACAUCACACAUCCAUUCUGGAACUGGGUAGUUCAGUUUGUUCCAUUAUGGGUAGCUCCAAAUGUCCUGACUCUUACAGGUUUUUUAUUUCUACUGGUGAAUUUUGCUAUCAUGACAUAUUAUGAUGUCGAUUUCUAUAGUUCUAGUCUUGAUCAUCCAGUCCCUCCACCUGCACCAAGUUGGGUAUGGUUAGUUGGAGCAAUAAAUAAUUUUUUAGCUCAUACUUUAGAUGGUAUAGAUGGGAAGCAAGCUAGAAGAACUCGGUCCAGUAGUCCACUCGGCGAACUCUUCGAUCAUGGUCUGGACAGUUGGGCUACAGUUAUGUUACCGGUUGCUUUGUAUUCCAUAUUUGGUCGUGGAGAAUUUGGAGCAAGUGUGCUCCGAGUUUAUUUUAUAAUCCUUGGUGUUCAGUUCUGUUUUCUGUUAUCUCACUGGGAAAAGUACAACACAGGAGUUCUUUUUCUUCCAUGGGGUUACGAUGUUAGUCAGCUGGGAAUGACAGCUUUGUAUCUUAUAACAUAUGUCUAUGGCAUAGAGUUUUGGAAAUUUAAUGUUCCAUAUAUAGAUUUAACAGCUGGAGAUUUAUUUGAAAUUAUAGUCCAUUUGGGAUUUUUUGUGUUAACAUUCCCCAUUACAUUUUGGAAUAUAUACAAAGCAUAUAAAGAUAAAACUGGCAAGAUGCGGUCAUUUACAGAAGCAUUGCGACCAUUAGUUUCAACAGCUAUAUUAUUUAUAUUACUUUUAUUGUGGAUCAGAUUUUCCAGUUAUGAUAUUUUAGAGAAACACCCCAGAUUAUAUUACUGGACAACUGGGACAGCUUUUUCAAAUAUAGCAUGUCGUUUGAUCGUAGCCCAAAUGAGUAAUACUAGAUGUGAAUUAAUCAACAAUAGAGUGAUUAUAUUAGCUGUUAUUGUUUGUGUAGUUUAUUUAUAUCCAUUAGGAACUAAAGAAUUAUAUUUGCUAUGGUUCUAUUGUUUAUAUACUACAAUAUCACAUGUUAUAUAUGGCAUUUUUGUGGUAAAAGAAAUGUGUGAUCAUUUUAGGAUAAAUGCAUUUACCAUUCCAAAGAGAAAGCAGUGAUACAAAUGAAUGUUUUAGGAUUUUUUUCAAGUGUAUUAAACAAAUAUGAAAGAACUGAUAUUAUAAGAUAAUAUACUCCUACAAGGUCAAUAUCCAUGAAGCAUGACUAACACAGUUUUAUCAAGCUAAUGCAUUAUUAACAUUGGAGCAAUGUCGGCAUGAUAUGAUGUCAUCCAUGAUGCCAGAGUGACAGAUGUAUAAUACUGUAGAUUUCAUGUCAUCAUAUCAGGCCAGCAAAACUAAUUAAUGUUGAGGGUUUUUUUGGGUUUUUUUUGUUUAUCCAAUGUAAUAACUGCCUGAGCGCUAUAAAAUGUGUCCUAAUAUAUCAACAAUUCUAACAAUACUCUCGAGGUUGGCAUUCAGUUAUAAAAAAGAAAUUAACACUUUCACUGCUGAGCUUUAAGCAUAACUGGAUUAUCUCCCCUACUAUACAAAACAAGAUUUGAUAAAGAUGCUUAUUUUAUAUUUUAAUAUGUGUACAUUUCAUUAUUAUGAUCAAUGAUCCUUUUGAAUCCAUCUAUUAUUGGUAUUUUAUAUUUUCCCGUUUCAACAAUUAUUGAUUGUUUAUUGCCUGUUUGGUCCGGAAUCCGAAUGGUUGAUAUCGGCAAGAUUACCAGAAGUUGACACUGGAAAAUUAGUGCAAAUAACUUGAUUACUGAAGUUUUCCUUAAUUACAGUACUUUCAUUGCUAAUUAUAUCCGAAUCUAAUUCAUUACCGAUAAAUAUUUACACCAAAAUGUGGUCCGUUGUACCACGAAUAUUUCUUUUCGCAGGAUUUCCAGUUUGGUAUCGAAAGUAAACAAUAUUUUUAGCUGUGAGCUUUGACCCAGAUACUAAAUUUAGAAAGUAUGAAAAUAUGAUGAUGUGUGCAAAGACAUAAUACCUGGCUCUAUAUAUAGUAACUUUGCCUCAAGAAAAAGUGACGUAAAAAAAUAGAGAUCUUCGUAUUUAGCAGUGGAAGUGUUAAUGAUAUUUUCGAAAGUAUAAUAAAUCACUCUAAAUAAUAAAAGUACAGCUUGUCAAAUGGAAAUAGUACAAUGUAGGUCUAGUUAUUAGCUCUCGACAAGACAAGGUAUCGGAGGGUGAUUGGAAUUACAUGAAACUAAAGUAGGGUGACCCAUGCACUCUACAGAAAUACAGUCCACCGCUGAUAAUUCGAGACUACCACUGAAGCGUGUACAUUCGCCGUGUCGAGACCAACUUUCUGACAGUAUGAUACUAUAAAUAGCCAUGGCACGUGCAAUUCUCUACAAAUCUAUCAACUAUUACAGCCGUAAAAAAUUUAUUGUUGACGAUUUUGAAUAGCAGUAAAAUUAAGCUUCUUGGUUAUUACAGCAGAUUUAGAAAUUACAUUCGUUUCAUUUUUUAAAUCGCUUUAUUAUUAACUGUACCGUUAAGAGCGGCAUCUUUUGGUUUAGUACAAAUAAUAUCUCUGAAACACUUGGGUUAGACAGGAACAUGAUACUAGCAGUAGUUUCAUUUUACUUUUACAAGCUUCUUAAAACAAUUGUUGAGCUAGCUAACGUGCUUAUUUCUAAAUUCAAUUUCUUGUUCUAGCUUUCUGUUAUGUUUCGUAAAAAAGUAGUCUUGAUUAUCCCGACCUGUCAAUCAGACGUAGAAUGGUCGAUAGACUGGUUAAGCGAGACUAAUUUCAAAACAAGAGCAUGUAACCUAUCUUUUACUCAAAAGUGUCUGGAUGUUAUGGACGACACUUGGAACCAGUUUUCAGUCUAUUAUUUAUAGAUGAUUGAUGGCCAUAGCUUAUUAAGUACAACAUGAUCGUUUAUUUAGUGACUAUAAUUGUGUGAAACUGAUUUGAGGCUUGGCAUAUAUAUAAAUAUUGUGGCGUAAUUGUCGAGAUAUUUGGAGAUAUUUAUUUAUGGUGGGUCACCCUAACUAAAGCCAGGCUGUUAUUACGUUAAAUAGACGUUGUAAACAUUGUUGUAAUGUUUGAUGGACAUUUAUCUUGAAGUUAGUCAUUUGUUGUGUUUUGUGAACAAUGACCUAUGCAUAUCAUUUUUAACUGCUGUCACAAAAUCUUAGAUUUAGAAAAUAUCAAACAACUUUUGUGAUAUAUUAUUUUAUGCAGAAGCUGAGAGAAAACUUAUGUGAACAUUAUUUGUGCCAAAUAUGAACAUUAUCAAAUAGUUAAAUUAUUUUGACUUUUCAAGUUAUAUAGGAAAUGUAUGCUGACAUUUUUAAUUUAUCUUCAAUUCAAAAUAACCUGACAUUGCUUUGAUUUGUAUUUAGUGGAACAUUAUUUCCUGUGUAAAGCAGGAUAGAUGCUUUUGACUAACUUAAAUUUAAUAUGUUUUAAAAUGAUAUCUAUCCUGUAAUUGAACUUUACAAUCUAUACAUGCAUGUAAAAUUAGUGUAAUGUACAACUCUAAAUGCUGCCAACUAUAUUAGAUCAUUUACUGUAAAUAAACUACAAAAAGUAAUUCACCAGAUACAAUAAUAUUAAAUUGAUUAGAUCCAUAAAGUCAUCAGAUCGUUUGCAUUACUGUGUGACUGGAAAUUAUAAUGGAUAGCUCCACUUGAUGGAGACUUUUUUUUACGGAUUAUUAUUGACUGAACCGCUGAUAAACCACAGAAGGUCUAUUAUAAUUAAAGGACCACAAGCAGAUGUAAUACAUUGUAAAAUAUUAUUUGGGUGGAAACCAUUUUGUCAGGUUGUAUUCUGACCCAUGAAGUGACAAACUUUGAUAAUUUCAGUUAUUAAAGGGACAGUCCCAGAUGUAAUUUAGUGACUAUACCUGGUUAAUUCAAGAUAAUACAAACCUUUAUCCUAGUCAUCUUUAAGAAGCUUGUUUUGAAAGAAAUUCAAAAUUCGGUUUACGUUAGGAAUUGGAAAAUAUAUAUUUGCCAGGGGGUAAUCAUAUCUAGUCGAAGUUAUUGUGGUUAGUGAUCAUCGCAAUUAUCGUAUCAUAUUCAUCACCAUGGUCAACAUAAUUACAUAAAAGUGAUUGGAGACAUGCUGCCCUUGAACUUCAUCUAGUGGUUGUUCUUAUUUCAUAUCUGGUUUAAUAUUUGUGACCUGUACUGGCAAAUUGAGUCGCAAUGAGGAAAUUUUGAAAAAUGAGUUAUUGUUAUUUGCACAUUCUCCACCCUAAUACCUUCAAAAUGAUGUAUGGUUGGUAUGAAUCCAGUGAAAAUUGACUGGGCUAUAUCCAUUUGAAGUUGUACAAGUCAGAAAGGUAGUUGUAAGAAAAAGCGAGUUAAACAUGUCGGUAUAUUCUAACACAAAAUCACAUAGCAACCACGCCAUAUACUUGUUAAUUUUCGUUUGAUAUUUCUCUCAGUGUUAUAAUUUAGAAUAAAAGAGAACAGUCCAUACAUUAGCAAUAUAGGUUUUGUAUAUUAUAAGUUUUAUGUGAAUAAAUUCUGUUAAUCUCUCCACUUAAUUAGCUGCGUGCGUUGAAAAAUAGCUAAUUUCGAUGAGAAUUUUAAGAAAAAAAGAUUUAAGAAUACGGUACUCUUACAAAAUGUCCAAAUAAAGGUGUUUUACAAUUUUUUAUUGCUAUUUUGAUUUUUUUGUGAAAAUCUCAAUUUCGAUCAAAAUCAAUAUUUUCACUUGUUUUGUCCGUAGCUCAUUAUUAGACUUUACGCAUUCCGACUCAUUUUGCCAGCACUGGUCACAUUUUAGUAUUAUGCUGUAUUUUUUAAGCUUUUGUUAUUGAUUUAGGAUAAAAAAUUAUAAUGAAAUUGUGUGUUUGUUUUUCAAUCAUUACAUUUCUGUUUUUGUCAUCUUUGUUUUCACAGUGUUUUGUUACUCGUAUGUUAAUAAUGGGGCUAUAGCUGUUGCAUUGAGAAUUCAGGCCAACUUGAUAUCUCAUGGAACAACAGAAAAUUGUCAUCGAUCUGUGUUAAGUCUCCUAUUUUUAGUAUAUGAAAGUAAUAAUAGCACCAAACUAUUUGAUGAUAUGACAUUUAGUCUUAUCUUCAUCAUUUAUUAAUGCAACAAAAACAGCUCCAUUCUUACCAGGGGUGAGUAACAUUUUAUAAUAGAAGACAGGAUGUAUUUAUAUAGUUUGUUAUAUUAAUAAACCUAAUGAUCAUUAUAAUAUAACUAGCAAUAUGUAUAAUUGCAUUUAUAAGUGGCCAAAUAAUUCAUAAAACAAAAUAGCUUUAAAAUACUUAAUUAUAUUGUGAUAACAAUUUGUUUAAAUGAAAUGUUAGAAAUUAAUUUAGUCAGAUUUGUACAAUAUUAUAAUUGUGUACUCCUAUCCAUUCAUUAAUUAUGGUUUCUUGAGUAAGAUUGUAUUGUUCUUUUAUAAAUGUAAUCUGUUUCCAUUAUUAAGUCAAAUCAGAUGGUUAACUGUUCACAAUAAAAUUUUCAAGAACUUAAUCAAAACUGUAAGAAUCAAAGACAAAAUCAAACCGGCCCCUAGUUCACAAAGCAUUCUGAGACUGAAGUUAGGAAUUUACUUAACUUUCAAUCACUGUUUAUGAGAAAUAUCAUUGAUUCAGAAACACAAAACUAACACAAGUUUUAUAAAGGGCUAAAUUUUAGUUAAAAUAAGGCAAACAAUUUUGAAUAAAUUCCUAACUUAAGUCUGAAAAUGCUUUCUUUGUGAACUCAGGGCCUAAAGUAUUAACAAUUAGUGAAUGGAUAUCAAUGAGUUGGAGAUAAUCAAAAUGCAGAGUUUAAAGUGACACAAAUGAUAUGAACUAUUUUCUGAACUAAUAUUAUCUUGCUUUGUUACCAAAAAUAAGCACAGAAUUUGUGAUGUAUGUUCUUGAAAAUAGGGAAAAAUCAUUGUUGGUCCUUUUGGCAUCUUAUUGUGGGUAUAAUGUUGAAAAUGUAAACAUAUUUAAAGGAAACUGACAUUUUAUUAGCUGAGAUUUAAAAUCCUAAUGUUUGCUCUUAAAGACCAGUAAGAACAGGUUACUUCACAUAUUUAUCAGAAUCCGUUUCUGCCAGUUUAUUAUGGAGGUAAAUACGCUUUACAUCGAUCAGUAUAUUCAAAGGGUAUUGCACAGAUUUAUGUUGCUUUAAAAUCACUAACACUUUACUUUAGUUUAUCAACUAAACAAUAUCAUUCUUCACCAGUUAGAAAUCCUGUUUUUGUUUUAGUGUGACCACUGAAUAAUAACUUGUGGUUGGUGAUGGCUUUGGUAGAGUGCUUUAUCAACAUCUGGAUAGACUAUCUUGUAUUUUACUUAUGCCAUUCACUGUAUUCUAGCUGUUGUUUAAUAUCUGUCAUAUGAUCAUUUAGAUAAUUAUUGUCGAAAGAAGCAAGUUUGUGUGAAAUUUUAAAUGUUGCUGUUGUAUAUAUGUUUUAUUAUUAUAAAUUAUUUCAUUGUGUUGAUGAACUUUUUUGUAUCAAAAUAUUGUGUUGCUCAGUAUUUUAUUGUUAUCUUGUCAAAUUACUUCAAAAUACAAAACAAAAUGUUUUAGACUGAAUAA